CAAUUUAUAACUGGAAAAUUUUUAUGUAGCAUGUACACUUCACUGCAGGGAAUAUAUCCUCUCAGCUCUAACAUAAACUCGCAAAAUUUCCCAAAUCUAAAACCCUAGCAAUAAGCAAUUAAAUUAACUGAAAGCUACUAACUUUAGGGUUCUACAACGGUGACCAUGGCGCAAGAUAACAACAAGAGAAGGAAGCCAAAUUUACUAAUAACAGGAACCCCUGGAACAGGCAAAACGACGACGUCUUCUGCUCUGGCAGAGGCGACCCAAUUUCGCCAUAUAAAUAUCGGAGAUUUGGUCAAAGAAAAGAACUUGCACGACGGUUGGGACGAUCAAUUCGAUUGCCACAUCAUCAACGAAGACCUGGUUUGUGAUGAGCUUGAAGAUAUAAUGGAAGAAGGUGGAAACAUAGUUGACUAUCAUGGCUGUGAUUUUUUUCCAGAACGAUGGUUUGACCGUGUGGUAGUGCUUCAAACUGAGAAUUCUAUCUUGUUUGAUCGCUUAAGCAAGCGAGGAUACUCCCAGAACAAGAUAACGAACAAUAUUGAAUGUGAAAUCUUCCAAGUUUUGUUAGAGGAGGCAAAAGAAAAUUACGCCGAAGAUAUUGUAAUGGCGUUAAGGAGUGAUUCUGUUGAGGACAUUACUAGAAAUGUUGCUACUUUAACAGAUUGGGUGAGGAGUUGGCAACCUGUAUCAUAAUCUGACCAGUACCAAAAACAGAUUCUGCUUAUCCCUGUUCCCCUGCCAGGUGAAAGUAGCUGCUGAUAUUGUUAGUUCGCCUUGAGAAGGUUUUUUUAUUUGUCACUUCAUGAUUUCUUUUGCUGUUGGGAAGUGAAUCAAGUUCUGGAUUGGAUAUGAAAAUCACAAUGUGCAAUUUGAUUACUGAUUUUCUUGAAUAUCUGCUCACUCGUAUAGCCAAAUUAGAAUAUGCUUUCACCAUUGGUUUUGCUAUUGCAAAACCCCCAUGCUGUAUGAUUAAAGCAGCUUUUCCUGUGAUGUUGGUUUUGACGUUGAAGAUGAAUUUAUCUCACAGUUCAUUUUCUUGUUCUUUAGAGUUAAA
Molecule: messenger RNA, 1060 nt
Organism: Ricinus communis (castor bean)
Lineage: Eukaryota; Viridiplantae; Streptophyta; Magnoliopsida; Malpighiales; Euphorbiaceae
Product: adenylate kinase isoenzyme 6 homolog
Exons: 3
Coding region: 166-699 (177 amino acids)
Cellular component (GO): nucleus; cytoplasm
Molecular function (GO): AMP kinase activity; ATP hydrolysis activity; ATP binding
Source: RefSeq, a predicted model, not a curated record